Aspergillus tubingensis is the source of this 414-nucleotide messenger RNA. Its product is annotated as autophagocytosis associated protein (Atg3), N-terminal domain family protein. The record is from RefSeq and is a predicted model, not a curated record. The transcript is spliced from 3 exons. Bases 1 to 414 code for a protein of 137 amino acids. Lineage: Eukaryota; Fungi; Ascomycota; Eurotiomycetes; Eurotiales; Aspergillaceae.
AUGGAGAGAAGCUCGGGAAAACUCACCCCGGGAGCUGACGUCACUCCAUCCAAGCAUCUGGCAAUUCAUUUCCCUAUUGGUAUCUGGCGUGAAACAAUUUCCUGCAUGGAAGGCCAUGCUUUCCUCUAUGUCCUGAUGCGCCUGCACUUCGCCAAAAAAGAAACCUCCGCAGACCCGUCCUUAUGGUCCUUCAUAUAUCAAAAGGUCCCUGCUCCGACGUGUCCGCCUGAAGAGCUCUCGUCGCUGUCCCCCGACCGCCUUCCGUUCCCAAUAGGCCUGGUAUCAGAGGAUAAGGUGGACGAGCUCCUGCUCAGAGACGACGGCGAAGCAGGGACAGAUGAAUUCGGUGUGGUGCCUUGUGAUGAUCCAGCAGAGCCCUUGAACGCUGCCGCCGCAGCGGCCGGAUUGCAGUGA